Chrysemys picta bellii (western painted turtle) is the source of this 5203-nucleotide messenger RNA. The record is from RefSeq and is a predicted model, not a curated record. NCBI's taxonomy places the organism in Eukaryota, Metazoa, Chordata, Testudines, Emydidae.
GGGAGCCGGGCUGCUCCGGAGUCCUUGCACCGGAGCUGGGCACCGCCGGGCUCGGGCCGCCCCGGGCGAAGGAGGAGGAUGCGCGCAGCCUUCGCGGGACUCUCGCUCCUGCUGCUGGCGGCGGAACAGAGCGCGCGCUGCCCCGGGGGCGGGGGGGGGCCUGCUGCUGCAAGGGUUGCCAGCCCUCCAGGAUGGUCCUCGUAUCUCCAGGAAUUAAAGAUGAUUCUUUAAUGAAAGGUUAUGGCAUGGGAUGAAAUCAGUAAACCUCCAGGAAUGCAUCCAACCUGAAUCUGCAACCCUAGCUGCUGCCUGUCGGGUCCCUACCGGAGCAGGCAGGGGUCUGCACCAUCGUCCAUUAUCUUCUCUCUGGCCGGUAUCUCUGGUGCUGGUUGACCAUUGCCUUGCUUCUACCUGACUAUAUAGUUCAGCUCCUCAGCUUCUCUUGGUUCCGGGCAGAUGGGCACAGAGGCUGCUGCUGUCUGGUGAUAGUGCACAUGCUGCAGCUGGGGAUUUGGAAGCGGCAUUGGGACGCUCUGUGGACAGCUGCGAAGGCUGGAGGAAGCUCCAUUGCUGGAGAUCUCCUCAUGCAGCUGGGGGACCUGUCAGUUCUGCGGCUCUUGGAAGCCCUGCUGCAGACCUUGCCCCACCUGUUGCUCCAGAGCUACGUUUUUGUAGCGGUGGAACCGACUGGCCUUGUCCCAGGUGUCAGUGCUGGACUUUCCCUGCUCUCCCUCUCCUGGUCUUUAGUCUCUUACAGCCGCUUUACAUGCCUAAUGAAACCAGGUCAUCUCUACAUGCCAGCAGCGGCCCUCCUGUGCCAGUUGUUGUGGAGGACAGGAAUGCUAGGAACGAGGGUCGUGGCCCUGGUGCUCUUUGCCAGAGUCUAUCCUGUCUGGGUUUUUGUCGCAGCAGGUGCUCACUGGCUGGUGAUGUCCUUCUGGCUGGUGUCUCAGCAAACUGACAUCAUAGCGAGUUCCUGUCACUGGAGACUGUUCAACUUCCUGGUGGGGGCCGUGUACAUCUUCUGCUACAUUAACUUCCAAGCUGGCCCCUCCAGGUACAGAGUGGCUGUGUUUUAUGCGAUAAUGCUGAUAGAGAACAUCUUCCUUUUGAUGUUGGCCACAGACCUCCUGCAGGGGGCGCGGCGGGAGAGCCUGUUUAUGACAGGGGCUGUGAUGGCUGGAUUCGUGAUUGGCUCUGCGGCUCUGGUCUUCUAUUACAGUCUGCUACACCCCAAAUCCACAGAGAUCUGGCAGAGUUUCCUGAAGAAAUCUUGCAGCAUCACAGCUGCAAAGUAUAACGGGACAGAAGGAUCCACUUUCCGGUCCGUAAACGAAGCUGGGGAGAGCUUUGGAAUUUCAGGUCAGGGGGACAUUGUCUCUUCAAAUGCAGAAGUCUCGAAGGUGGUGCAUACCAGGCCUGCUUCUAGAGCACACAGUGAGACCUCACUUGGAGAACUUGAAGGUCAUACUUCUGUGAAAGACACCUGGGUGAACCAUCAUCAUUGGCUGUUGGUAAAGCUAGCCUUGAAAACUGGGGAUAUGUCCAAGAUCAACGCAGCCUUUGGAGACGGUGGAAUUGGGGAGCUUUACCCUUCAGGAUGGGUGGCAAGCAAACACUGCAGUGCCAUGCUUGGGCCGAAGACCAAACUUGGCUUUUCUUCGGUGGGAAAAUGCCCUGGAACCCCUAAAGCCAGAGUGGUAGGACAGAGACUUCAGGCAGAAGAGAACAGCACCGGAGAAAGCCUGAGCAAGAAGGAGACUACUUACGUCACUCUAGCAAGCAGCGAACACAACAUGUGCUCUGUUAGAACAAUGCCAACCCUGCAAGAGGAGCACAGGCCAACACCAAAGGCCCCUGACUGCACAGACUCGACGAGCAGACGUGAAGCUCAGGCAGACAAAGUGGGAGGCAUGUCUGCUCCUCUGACUCCAAACAGCAGUGCCAACGGCAGCACUGACUUGGAAGCUGUUGUGGAGCACCCAGAAGGGACAGCUCAGAUGCACGAGAGUGCAACUCUGUACUUCAGUGCCAAUGCAGAGGCCACUGCAUCUCUGAACGGAGGUGGGGGAGCAGCCAGCUGUGUGGCUGAUGGCCUUGUGGAGCUGGUGGAGGACAGCAGGCUCAAGCCUGUACCAGACAACAUCGUAGGUAAAGGAGAGGGCUUCCCCAUUACCAUGGCUAAUAUCAGUCCAAUCCUGGGCGUUGGCACUCCUGGCUUUCUGCAGAGCCGUCCGUCCCUCUGCUGCACCAGUCAGUGCAGUGCACUGAGUUCAUCCGAGGAGACCUCGGAGUUCACGGAGCAAGCACAGUGCCACCACUGGGGAACCGCGUCCCUUGGGACUUGGGUUGCUGCUGUGAAGAGGAGACUACGGCCAGCUGAGGAACCAUGCUACACGUCCACUCCCAAGACUGACCCCCCCAGCCAGGACUGCAGGUUGAGGGAGGCAAAGGAGAGGACGAAACUGACGGGAUUGAUGGAGCAAUUGUAAUGGAGUGAGACUAAAUUAACCAGCUGGGGCCGUGUGUUUGGUGUCCAAUCCAGUCCUCUGACAUCUUGUUAAUAAUUUACUCUUAAGUCUCCAUAGGAGCAUACAGCUCCAGUUCUUGUCUGUCUGGAGCUCUAACCUUUUCCUCCUGCUGGGGGUACGUUGCUAGAUUCCUCCUUCCUGCACCCACGUACUGUAUCAUGCAGAGUAGCUCCCCAGUUGUGUGCUGUCUCUUACCACUCCUGCUAGAGUCCAACUCUGGAGCUGUGCGCUUGCUCCAUCUGAAAUGGCCCUAGUCUUCUGCAAUCUGGGGACAUGAUGCAUAGUAAAUUGGCAGUAGCAGAACCUGCUGUAAGUAGUGGGGCAACGAUUCUGCUGCUUAACGGAGGUUGUGACGAUAGUACUUGGGUAUGUUUGGGGUUCUGUGGGUGGGCCAGGAGGGAUGUUCCAUUAGAUGUGAAAUCCUGCGAUGGCAGGCAUUCACUGGAAUGGGCAAGGGACUGUCUCAGGGGACUAACACUGGGCUACAGAAUCUUCCGCUGCUCGGGCACGAGAGCAUAUCCAGCACCAGACAUGAUUUUCAGUCACUUUUACAGCUUAAAAGUGCAUCAAAGCAAAAGUGCCAACGUUUUUCUAAUGCAUUAACUGCUUGGGAAAGGAGGGGGGGUUGAUGGAAAACGGGCCGAGUGUCUUCCACAGAGCAUGCUAGCAAUGCCAGCGGAUACGACGAAUGUCAGAGACCCUCUCUGCCUGGCUCUGACUCUAGGGCUGAGGCUGCAGCAGUAGGAACUGUAGUCUCCUCUACGAUGGCCUAGCUCUGCUACCUGCAGCCAAGGGAAGGUACAGAUGUUAAAUCGGGCAUUUAAAGAUCUUACUAAGCAACUAAAGCAUGGGGCCUCUUACGUAUUUGUGACAACGUCUUGAAACUCGGCCAUUAGCAGCCAUCCUUCCAGAGGGUUAUUUCCCCAGCUGCUUGCUUCUCCCCACCUUGGAGGAACAGCUGCUGGCUGGGUGGUUUUUGUAUCUUGACCUCUGCCCGAAGCCAGAGUCUUUCCCUUUCCAGGCAAACACGAGUUCACAACCAGGCACCGUGAUCUUCCCUUCUAGGGUGGGGAGGGCCGACCAAUCCCUGCUGCAGGGUUCAGGAGGCCUUUGCCCCCAGGGGACUUCUUCACCUCCACUUCCAGGUGGCACCAUGAAGGAGCCCCGCUCCUCUUUCUACUCCAGGCUGAAGCCCCUCAGGGUAUGUUUACACUGCAGCUGGGUGAGCUCCCAGCCCAGGUAGACAGACUUGCACUAGCUUGGCUUGAGCGAGGGUGCUAGAAAUAGCAGCGUGGACGUUGUGGUUCCAGUGGAGACUCAGGCUGGCCACGUGAGCUCAGAUCCAGUAAAGCCUGAGCUGCUGCCCAAGUCGCAGUGUCCACACUGCUAUUUUUAGCGCACUAGCUGAAGCCCAGCUGGUGUGAGUCUGCCUGCCCAAGCUGGGGGGCUCACUCCCAGCUGCAGUGUAGACAUACUCUAAAUCAGGAGCAGAAUCCUGCCUGUCACAGAGCCGCUUCCUACGCUGGCCUCUGCUCAGGCUUUCUCUCCAGCCUUCUUGCAGUCCUCCACCCAACUGCUCCAUCUCCAGGCCUCUUUCCCCGCUCCCUAGGGAAGGCCUCACUCCAGAUCUUGCUUCAAUCCUGCUGUCUCCCAGACUGAGCACAGAGCUUGCCUGCCCCCAAUUCAAACCAGGGCUGACUUCCCGCUUGGUCACGUGAUCCGUCGGGGGAAACUGAGGGGCUGAGCCUUGGAGCAGGGGUGGCUGCACCUACGCGUGCCCUUAAAGGGACACACUGCACUACAGCUCAGAGGGCUGGUCAGCGAGCUGCUGGCUUGGCUCACAGUCUGUAGUGUGCCAGCAUCCAGCGCACAGACACAGAGAACAGGGUGAAUAAAAGGCCCCCAAAAAUGUCCUUGCUAUGUCUGAGCAUUCCGUUAAAAUGGAUGGUUUGUCAGUUCCAGGCAGUGACUCCAGCCCAGCUGAAGCAGGAACAGAAAACAGGUGGGGAUGGAAUUGGGCGUUUCUUAGCUUAGCCAGAACAAUAAUGUUUGGAGUCAUUUAUUUCAAGCCCAGGCAAAUUCAUUUCCUUCCUCGUUUAACAAAAGAAGUGAAGUCACAUUGGUCUUUGAGCACUAUCCCACUCGUAUUGACUACACCUGGCAGAAUUGUCCUGCUGUGCCGCUAACAUGGCCUGCUGCCAAGGAGGAGAGCCGUGAUUUACUGACCAGGCGAGCAAUCAGUAAAAGCUGCCUUCCCUAUUUUGAUUGAGUUUUAACAGCUUGGACAUGCCUAGUUGGGCAGGUUUCACAAGAUGGCUUUUCAUGUUUUUAACUAACGCUUGGGUGCUAAUGUCACACUGAAGCUAGUUUCCAGUGUAACUAACUCGGGGUUGUAUUUUUUUAUGACUAUACAAUAGCAUUUUGGAUGUGCUCGGUAUGGAAAGAGACAGUUGUAGUGAGUUCUAAUCUCACUAACUACAUCAGCAGAUAUAUUCUGGAGGCACUGUAGUGGCUCCAUUCUUCAGCUUUUAUUACGCUUUUACCUUGGACAGUAUCUCUGACUGACUGGUGUUUUAAAAACCACGAAAAGUAACAAAUCCUGUCUGAAUUUUUGGAUGUGUUGUGUUAACUGAGGGGUGCUCAAGGGACAAAAUAUAUCUCCAAAAAUGUAA